Molecule: messenger RNA, 1674 nt
Organism: Magnolia sinica
Lineage: Eukaryota; Viridiplantae; Streptophyta; Magnoliopsida; Magnoliales; Magnoliaceae
Exons: 3
Coding region: 298-1467 (389 amino acids)
Source: RefSeq, a predicted model, not a curated record
UAUUCAAUUCAUUCCCUGCCGUUGGACAGAUAAGCUGUCCCUUUUGUCUGUUGUGAAAAAGAACCUUCCUCCCUCUCUUCCCCUCUCUUGCAUCUUCCUCUCUUCCUCCUUCAAAUUCCCUGUGUCCCUAGCCUAGAGGACACCAGAUCCAACAACCCCCUCUCUCAGCUUCUCAUUUGGUACCUUUUAUAGGUGCUAUCAUCUAUUUCUUCUGUACCAUCAUCAUUAAAACAAUCAAAAUCAUCCAUCUUCACCAUACACAUCUUCUGCUACAUCUUUCUCGUAACUCUGUUAGUAAUGACAAUGGGUCCGAGGGGUCGAAGGAGGUACCAAAGAUGGUGCGCACAACCCCUUACACCUUUACUUGAAGGCCCGGACCCCGACACGCAGGGUGAAGCAGGCAAGAAAGAGAGCUCUUGGGAUGUAAUUCGCACAUGGGUGCGGAUGCAAAUGGAGAAAGGUUCAUCAGGAGGUGGUAAUUUUUCUACAUCGAUGUAUGGAAAUUCGACUACCAAGUGGCCCGAUUUGAAACUUAUGCUUGGGGUGUUAGGUUGUCCACUCGCCCCGAUAUCUCUAGCUACUGAUGCAAUUCCGAAUCUUCAUGUCAAAGAUAUUCCUAUUGAGACUUCUUCUGCCCAUUAUAUCCUGCAACAGUACUUAGCAGCGACUGGGUGCUUGAAGCUUCAUAAGUGUAUGAAGAGUCUAUACGCUGCCGGCACUGUGAAAAUGGUUUGUUGCGAGACGGAGAUUGCAUCAGGAAAGAAUGUGAGGAAUGUGGGCACAAGAGGCGGCGAGAACGGGUGCUUUGUAGUAUGGCAGAUGUCGCCGGGCAUGUGGUCUGUGGAGCUGGUCGUCGCGGGGAGUAAGGUCGUUGCCGGCAGCAAUGGAAAGAUUGUGUGGCGACACAUACCUUGGCUCGGCACUCAUGCGGCCAAAGGUCCACAAAGGCCACUCCGGCGAAUCAUCCAGGGUUUAGAUCCUAAAAGCACUGCAAGCACCUUUGCAAAAGCACAAUGUCUUGGCGAGAAGCGGAUAGGCGACGAUGAUUGCUUUGUACUGAAAGUGGCCGCCGAUCGUGCCACCGUGGUUGAGAGAAGUGAUGGCUCAGCUGAGGUGAUCAGGCACGUCUUGUAUGGAUACUUCAACCAACGAACCGGCCUUCUCAUAUACAUGGAGGAUUCACAUCUCACUAGAGUGCAGGCCCCAGGAGCCGAUGCCGUCUACUGGGAGACGACCAUCGGCAGCAGCAUUGAGGACUACAGGGAAGUCGAUGGUGUGCUGAUUGCUCACUGUGGGCGCUCCAUUGCUACCAUAUUCCGCUUUGGAGAGGUGUCGAUGCAACACACAAGGACUAGAAUGGAGGAAGUGUGGCGAAUCGACGACGUCGUCUUCAAUGUCCCUGGGCUGUCCAUAGACUAUUUCAUACCUCCGGCGGAUAUCUUCGACACCACUACACAUAUGUCAUAGAUGAUUCAAACUCCGAAAUGGGUUAUCUUUUAUUUGUGAUAUAAUCACUUCUAGUAACUAAGAUUAGUGACCUCUUGAUCAUGGAUACAUGUGUAUCAUGCCAUUUCUUGUCAUGUAAUGUUAUACCUUAUUAAUACUCUAUUAAUGCUCUUAACUGUAUUAAUAUUUUUUCUUAAAUCAAGAAAAGAAGGAGAGUUUUAAAUUCUA